Messenger RNA from Lodderomyces jiufengensis, 2052 nucleotides. RefSeq names its product coiled-coil domain-containing protein. The coding region runs from base 1 to 2052 and encodes 683 amino acids. Gene Ontology annotation, biological process: attachment of mitotic spindle microtubules to kinetochore; mitotic spindle assembly checkpoint signaling. The transcript has a single exon. Gene Ontology annotation, cellular component: nuclear envelope; mitotic spindle; kinetochore. Lineage: Eukaryota; Fungi; Ascomycota; Pichiomycetes; Serinales; Debaryomycetaceae. The record is from RefSeq and is a predicted model, not a curated record.
AUGACUGGUGUAACUUCUUCACCAUUUGUGGACAAUCCAACUAAUGAAAUAAUUAAUCAAUAUGAAAAAGAUUCAUCUACUAUAAAUACAAAGAUAUACAUAUCAAAAUUAGAAUAUCAACUUAAAUCAUUUCAAACUGAAAAAAAGCUAUGGUCACAGGAAAAAUCAUCAAUUAUAAGUAACUACGAAAGUAGCAUCAAGUUGAAAAAUAAAGAAAUUGAAUCAUUGAAAUUAAAUGUGGAAUUCUUGUAUAAAGAAAAUGAUCAACUAAAUACAAAAAUUGAUAAUUCAACCGACAUAUCAACAAAUCAGAUUAAAGAAUUAAAUGAAAAGAAUAGAAUACUAGAACAGAACUAUCGUGAAACUGAGAACAAACUUCAAAGUCUAACAGAAAAGAAUGAUAGACUAAUUAGAAAACAUAAACAAGUUACAUCAGACUGGAAUACUCAAAUUCAAUUAAAUGAUGAAAUGACAAAAGAAUUAAAACAAAGAGAUCAAAUAAUAAACAAAUUACAGAAUUCUAAUCAAGAAUUCGUCAAUAAACUCGAACAAUAUACAGAAAUGUUCAAAAAUGAUGAGUCCUUUUUCAAAAAUAAUCAAAUUCUUGUAAAUAAAAACAAUAGUCUACAAAAGACAAAUAAUCAACUUCAAAUCAAAAUAGAUCAAUUAUUACAAAAACAUACCUCAGCAGAAUUAUUGAAACAAAAGAACUUGAGCUUGAAUCAAAAAUUAGAGCAAUAUGAAGCUUUAAAACAAAAGUAUCUGAAAUUAGAAAUGGAAAAAUUACAAAUUGAGUCAAAAUUUAAUGUCUAUUUUAAGACUUUGAGCGAUGCAUUGAUUGAUGAUAAUGAUACUCAAAAAUUAAACGAUGAUGAUGAAACUACAAAAAGUAUUAAAAUAUCGAAUUUUAUUGAAAAGUUUAAAGCCUUGCAAGCUAAUAACCUAACAUUAAAAGAAAAAUUUGACUCAAAAAGUAUUGAAGUCAAUGAACUUAAACAAGAGUUGGAAAAUGCAAGUACCCUAAUCGAAAAUGAAUACCUCCCAAUGAUAGAAUCAUGGCAAACGAAAAAUGAACAAUCAUCAAAUGCAAUAGUAGAACUAGAAAGAGAGAAAAAAUUGUAUACUAUUGAAAUUGAACAUCUUAGAAAACUGUUGAAAGAUUUAGAAGAUAUAUUAAGAUCAAACGAAGAAUCUAAACAAGAUAAUAGAACUAUGCAACAAUAUGUAACGAAUUUAGAAAAUUUAGUUGAUCAAUAUAAAAGAAAAUUGGAUGAACAAGCUAUUAAAAAUCAAAAAGAACAACCACUACAAACAAAUUCAUUCAACAAACGUCCACGUAUGGAAGAUCAUACUUUCAGAAAGGCGGCAUCGGAUUUAGAAACUCAAAAUAUCCAAUUACUUUCAAGCAUAAAGAUAUUGGAACAAAAUAAUAAUGAACUAAAAGAAGAAGUCGAAUCAUUACGAGCAAUAAAUGGUAAAAAGGAAGCCAUCCACAUACUAGAAUUGAAAAACAACUUAUUAGCAAAAGAUCAAUUUAUCAAGAAAGAAACACUAGACGCAUUAAGAAAAGAAAAUGAAUCAUUAAUCAACACAUAUAUCAAUGACAAAGAAGACAAGGAAGUGAUACCGAAGUCAUUAUUUGUACGUCAAGAAGAUGAUAAGUCACAAUUACAGUUACAAAUUGAUCAAUUGACUAAAAGAAUAAUAAGAUUAAGGGAAGUAUAUACUGAAAAAUCAAAAGAAAUAUUAAAAAUAAUAUCUAAAUAUUUUGGCUACAGUAUUGAAUUUUUACCAAGUACAAUAAACUCAAAUGAAUUAUCGUCAAGAUUGAAAUUGAUUUCAAAGUAUAAAAAACCACAACCUGGAACUCAACUGAAUAACUACCUCAUAAUAGAUAUUGAAAAUAAAUCACUAAAAGCAUAUGGAGACUAUGAAUUUAAAUCAUUGUGUGAAUCAUUAGCUAAUGAAUGGGUUUCCAAAAAUCAAUUUCCCUGUUUGUUAAGUGCUUUGAAUUUAAAACUUUAUGAAUCUUUUAUAGCUUCUAAUCAAUAA